GAUCCGAAUCGAUCCGCUCCGCUUUCACCUCCCAAAAAUCCCACCCGCCCCUCGUCGGUCCAACUCCCACAACUCAAACGCCGCCGCCGAGCGCCGGCGAGAAGAAACCGCGGCGCCACCGCGGCGAUGGACGCCUCGGCCGGCGGCGGCGGCAACUCCCUGCCGACCACCGGCGCGGACGGGUCGAAGCGGCGCGUCUGCUACUUCUAUGACGCGGAGGUGGGAAACUACUACUACGGGCAGGGCCACCCGAUGAAGCCGCACCGCAUCCGCAUGACCCACGCGCUGCUCGCCCACUACGGCCUCCUCGACCAGAUGCAGGUGCUCCGCCCACACCCCGCCCGCGACCGCGACCUCUGCCGUUUCCACGCCGACGACUACAUCGCCUUCCUCCGCUCCGUCACCCCCGAGACGCAGCAGGACCAGAUCCGCGCGCUCAAGCGCUUCAACGUCGGCGAGGACUGCCCCGUCUUCGACGGCCUCUACAACUUCUGCCAGACCUACGCGGGGGGCUCCGUCGGCGGCGCCGUCAAGCUCAACCACGGGCAUGACAUCGCCAUCAACUGGGCCGGCGGCCUCCACCAUGCCAAGAAGUGCGAGGCAUCCGGAUUCUGCUAUGUCAACGACAUCGUCCUGGCCAUCCUCGAGCUCCUCAAGUACCACAACCGCGUUCUUUAUGUGGAUAUUGAUAUCCACCACGGGGACGGCGUGGAGGAGGCUUUUUACACCACGGACCGGGUGAUGACGGUCUCAUUCCACAAGUUUGGGGAUUAUUUCCCGGGCACAGGGGACAUUCAAGACGUUGGGCACAACAAGGGGAAGUAUUACUCCCUGAAUGUCCCGUUGGAUGAUGGCAUUGAUGACGAGAGCUACCAGUCGUUGUUCAAGCCCAUCAUGGCCAAGGUGAUGGAGGUCUUCCGCCCUGGCGCGGUGGUGCUCCAGUGUGGUGCGGAUUCUUUGUCGGGCGACAGGUUGGGCUGUUUCAACCUAUCUAUUAAGGGACAUGCGGAAUGCGUGAGAUUCAUGAGGUCCUUCAAUGUCCCGCUGCUGCUGCUUGGUGGCGGUGGGUAUACCAUCAGAAAUGUUGCACGAUGUUGGUGCUAUGAGACAGGGGUUGCACUUGGUCAUGAGCUCACCGACAAGAUGCCUCCUAAUGAGUAUUAUGAGUAUUUUGGUCCAGAUUAUACGCUACAUGUUGCUCCAAGUAACAUGGAGAAUAAAAACGCAUGGCAUCAAUUGGAUGAUAUAAGAUCAAAACUUCUCGAUAAUCUUUCAAAACUCCGACAUGCUCCUAGUGUCCAAUUUCAAGAGCGACCUCCAGAGGCUGAGUUACCUGAGAAAGAUGAAGAUAUGGAGAAUCCUGAUGAAAGACAUGAUGCUGGUUCUGAUAUGGAAAUGAACGAUGCCAAGCCUCUGGAGGACUCCGGAAGGAGGAGCAGUAUACAGAGUGUAAGAAUGAAGAAAGAAUCUGCUGAGGCAGAGGCAACAGAUCAGGAUGUUAAUAGAGUAGCUGCAGAACAUUCAAAAGGCACUGGACUGGUGGCUGAUGGAGUUGGUUCCUCAAAACAAACCAUCCCAAAUGAUCCAAGUUCAAUGGCCAUAGACGAACCAGGUGCUUUGAAAGUUCAACCAGAGAGCUCAAACAAAUUGCAGGACCAACCAACAACGUACCAGAAACCAUGAUCGGACACCUUAACUUAGUAACUGAUGUCAUCUGUAGCCUGUUGAUUCUUUUGUGCAAGUUCAAUGCCCGGAGAUGUUUUGCGCACUGCAUUUGUGAUUCCGGCAUAUGCAGAUGAUGGUCGAUUCUCCAUGGCAAUUUUAUCCUAAACCCCCAGCUGCUGUAGAGGAAUUGAUGUUGCGAUUCAAUAUAUUCUGGACCCCAUCAAACAGUCUUGACGUAGAUGACAGGUGCAGGCGACUUUGUAAUGUGUAGCUAGGUGAAAGCUCUGUUGGUGGGAGCUGUUCUCUUCCCCAUCCCUGGUACAUGAGGAUUUCUAGCAACCUAGGAUUAGAGCUCUGUGGUAGCCUAUUUAUUUUAAAAUGUUGUUUCCACAAAUGCUAGUUUAUUUAUGGAUCGUGGCUAACAGCAGUUUUCUUAUUUUGCCCUCUAUUACAUCCUAAAAGAUGAAUUUGUGACUUAUCUGUAU
Messenger RNA from Phragmites australis (common reed), 2150 nucleotides. RefSeq names its product histone deacetylase 1. The transcript has 7 exons. The record is from RefSeq and is a predicted model, not a curated record. Gene Ontology annotation, molecular function: histone deacetylase activity. The coding region runs from base 127 to 1683 and encodes 518 amino acids. NCBI's taxonomy places the organism in Eukaryota, Viridiplantae, Streptophyta, Magnoliopsida, Poales, Poaceae.